Messenger RNA from Tarenaya hassleriana, 1566 nucleotides. RefSeq lists its product as uncharacterized. Bases 252 to 1547 code for a protein of 431 amino acids. The record is from RefSeq and is a predicted model, not a curated record. The transcript has 2 exons. NCBI's taxonomy places the organism in Eukaryota, Viridiplantae, Streptophyta, Magnoliopsida, Brassicales, Cleomaceae. Gene Ontology annotation, biological process: defense response.
AUAACAAACAAACAAAAAAAAAAAAAGUCACCAAAAGAAUCUCCCGUUUGGUUUAUCUGUGCCGUUCCAAUAUUUGGUCGUCCACCCUUUCCAUGCACCAUCUUCCUUCGUCGUCCCCUCACCGGACGACGAAGGACUCCGCCGACAAUUUCCCGUCGAAUCCGUGAAAAAAUCUUCCAUCAUUCGGAUUCGUUUCUGAUUCGAUUCUUUACGUUUUCCGUCAACGAACGUAAAAAGAAAAACGUAACAUAAUGUCGUUUCUCGGGCCAUCGCAGAUCUUGGAGCUGAACAUAAUCUCGGCACAAGAUCUCGCUCCGGUGGCUCGAUACAUGAAGACGUACGCGAUCGCAUGGCUCGACCCGGAGCGCAAGCUCACGACACGUGUCGACAACACGGGCGGGACCAGCCCCACGUGGAACGACAAGUUCGUGUUCCGUCUGGACGAGGAAUCACUCUACGACGAGACAUCGUUAGUCGUCAUCGAGAUCUACGCUUUGCAUUGGUUUAAAGACAUCCAUGUCGGAACGGUUCAGGCCUUGGUCAGUGACCUCGUGAACCAUGUCUCGGCCAUGAGAUUCGUCACGUUAGAGGUUUUACGUGCGUCUGGUCGGCCACACGGAUUGCUUAACAUAGCCGUAGGGCUUAUCGAUAGCUCGAGACAGAGCGUGCCACUCUACACGCCAUCGUUGUUCGAGCAAGAUCUAAUGUUUCAUCAGAAGAAAACGUUAUCCACGAAACCAGAGGUGGUCGGUUUAAGACGUUCGAAAAGCGAAACGAGUUCUAUGGUAGAAUCAGAGCUUAGCCGUAUGAUGAAGAGGCGAAACAGCGCUAAGAACGUCGGGAUCGAAGAGGGUAUCGUGGAUAGAAACCCGACAUCGAACUCGAUCAGUUCAUCAUCGGAUAAAAACGAGUUCUCUUCCGAUUCUCAAAUGGUCGUGUACCAUCCUCCGAACAAGACACCGAUGACAGCUUCCAAGCCAAAGCACGUGGUUCAUGGGACACCGAUGAGGCCGAGGAACAUAAGCUAUGUCCCAAAAAAGAACAACGUGGAAUAUGGAACACCGAUGAGGAAAAGACCAGCGGUGGUCAUAACCGAGUCAGAGCUCGGUCCUUCUGCUUCAGUGGUCGCGGCCCAGAUCGCGAAAGAGAGAGCAAUGACCGGAAAAGAAGUCGAAAGCACUGUGAUAAGUGUCGGUGAACGAAGCGUCGAGGGUUUACAGUCGAAGCUAGAGAGGUGGCAAGCGAACUUACCGCCGGUUCUUGACGCGGGUUCGAGCUAUCAAGCGAGUUCGGAUUACAAGAAGAGCUCAAACUACAAACCCACAUCGAAUUAUCAACCGAAUGAAAUAACCGGUGGUGGAGGUCGAACCGGGAAACAUCCAAUGGCGAUUGAACCGGUUAAGAAACAUACCCGAAGACAUACAGAUGGAGGAAACAGCGGUUUGUUUUCGUGUUUUAGUAACAUCUGUGGGAUCGAAUGUUCUAUUGUGUGUGGUGGCGGUGGUGGAGGGGCAAAGGGUUCUAAGCAGAAGAAGAGACAGAAGUGAAGAGAUGCAAAAAAAAAAA